AUGCCCGGCCCCUCCCACUGUCGCGCCCUCCCCCUGCCCGUCGCGUCGCCCCCCCCCUCCCCUUCCCCUGCCCGUCGCGUCGCCUCCUCUCCCCCUGCCCGCCGCAUCGCCUCCCCUCCUCCUGCCCGUCGCGUUCGCCUCCCCUUCCCCUGCCCGUCGCGUCGCCUCCCUUCCCCCUGCCCGUCGCGUCGCCUCCCCUCCUCCUGCCCGUCGCGUUCGCCUCCCCUUCCCCUGCCCGUCGCGUCGCCUCCCUUCCCCCUGCCCGUCGCAACGCCUCCCCUCCUCCUGCCCGUCGCGUUCGCCUCCCCUUCCCCUGCCCGUCGCGUCACCUCCCCUCCUCCUGCCCGUCGCGUUCGCCUCCCCCUCCCCUGCCUGUCGCGUCGCCUCCCUUUCCCCUGCCCGUCGCGUCGCCCUCCCAUCCCCGCCCCUGUCCUACCGUCGCGCCCUCCUCCCCGCCCCUUCUCACCGUCGCGCCCUCCUCCCCACCCCUUCCUACCGUCACGCACCCUCCUCCCCGCCCUCUCCUAA
This is a messenger RNA of Closterium sp. Naga37s-1, 528 nucleotides long. NCBI's taxonomy places the organism in Eukaryota, Viridiplantae, Streptophyta, Zygnematophyceae, Desmidiales, Closteriaceae. The record is from the annotation of a GenBank genome assembly.